GAAGAGGAAGUUGUCGGAUCAUUUGUGAAUGCAUUGGGACGGUGAACUGUAAAUCGCCAUAUCUCGGAAAGAUUACUUUUUUAAAACAGUGAUUACGUCUUGGAUCAGAAUGGAAGGACGGCACGAAAGUUCACCCAUGCAGGCUUUCGAUAAGGACGUUUUGGAAAUGACUGUUGAAGAUGUUUAUGACAUUUCUUACGUGAUCGGCAGAGAUUUAUUGAAAGUCAACACAGGUAGCCGGGAAUUCUCGGAUUUACAGUUCAAAAUCGUCCGUGUGCUGGAGAUGUUUGAGACCAUGGUGAAUAAGUAUAACCUGUCGCUGGAGCAGCUGAGGAUGGAGCUGGAUAAUAUGAAGCGAGAAAUGGAAAGAGUUGUAGCAGAAGGUUCAAGUGGUAAUGUUAACAAUCAGGCUGUUGGUCCAAACAAACUAGUUGUGGACUUAAAAGACCCAAACCGACCACGAUUCACCAUGCAGGAGUUAAAGGAGGUUCUGCAAGAGAGAAACAAACUUAAAGCCCAGCUGUUGGUGGCCCAAGAGGAACUACAACUCUACAAGAGUGGAGUCCUGGGCUCCGAACAGAAGAUGGUGGAAGUAAACCUGGAGACCCUUCCUCAGUCAGAACCUGCACCCUCCACCAAUAUAGAGGAACACAAAGAGAAGAGCACCAUUCAGAAACUGUUCUCAUUUCGGCAAAAAUAGUUACCAGGAUUUAGCACAAACUAAAACACAUUUGAGACAAGCAACCCUUCCAACAGGGUGAGGAGAGAUGGGAAGAAGUGAUCUUUUUAAUACUUCCAAUUUCUGUCUGGAAAUCCUUCGCCUUGCUCCUACUCAGUGUUUUUAAUUGUGUACAUUUUUAACUCCGUGAUUGUGACAGUUCUCACUUUGUUCAUCGAGUGUGAAUUCAAACAUGAAUGACAAGAUAUCAAAGUAUCAAAUGACCCUCUAAACACCUCGCUUAGCUAAUAUACAUUUGCAGACUAUUUGAAACACACUAGAUUUUCAUUAACAUUGUUCCACAGUAUCUUUUACUGUAAUAUGACAUUACUAGAAUCAAUUUUAUAUCAGUCAUUUUAUGAAUAGCACAAUGAAACAUUUAGGGACUAUUUUGGUGACAGUACUAAACCUAAUUAAAUAAGCUGAAACACACUGAUUUGGUGUUUAUAUGCCAUAUGAGGCUCUAAGGCCUUAUUUGUGAGCUUACUGAAUUAGAAAACAUCUUCAGACUGUAGCUGUUGCAGGUGUUGACAAGCUUUAGGACAGAAACUAUCCAUAUGAUUAUGCACUUUCUAGUCUUCAUUUUAAUAAACUAAGGAUCACUAGGAAUUGUAAGGUUAAAAUUGAGGUACUUCAACUAAAACACAAAAAGGCUGCUGUAUAAGGUAAUGUGUAGUGCACUAAAUCUCAUUAAGGUAUGUGAAGUGGUAAAUUGUGGGCCAUAUUAAUGUAAAAAUUCACUUUUAUUGGCUCGCAGUAUUUAUUGUAAUUAAGUAAUAAACUGGACAAAUUUUUUUGACAGCAGUGUCAAGUUUUUUCUGCAAUACUAAGGUGUUUAAAAAUGCUGUUCUCAGUACAUGGGCCCUGUUGUUUGUACAUAGAUUACUGGAGUUAACGUGUAGUUGCAUAACAACAUAAGAUUGAAUUAUUUAAACUAUAUUUGGCCCUCUUAAAUUAAUUUCCCUAGUUUUUAUUUUCCAAUCAAUCAAACUUCUGAUCAUGUGUGUCUGUUGCUGUUCUUUCCCUUAUUUGUGUGUAUUGGAUGUUUCCUAUGUCCUAUAUUUCCAGUAUCCUUUAUAAAUGUUUUUUUUUUAUUUUUUUUAUGUGUU
Molecule: messenger RNA, 1827 nt
Organism: Sinocyclocheilus rhinocerous
Lineage: Eukaryota; Metazoa; Chordata; Actinopteri; Cypriniformes; Cyprinidae
Gene: rilpl2
Product: Rab interacting lysosomal protein-like 2
Exons: 4
Coding region: 110-700 (196 amino acids)
Biological process (GO): cilium assembly
Cellular component (GO): cytoplasm; ciliary basal body
Molecular function (GO): dynein light intermediate chain binding; protein dimerization activity; small GTPase binding
Source: RefSeq, a predicted model, not a curated record